AUGGAAACUUCUCCCCUUUUGUUGAUUCCAGAGGAGGAAGAGCCAGUAUAUAGGCCAGAUGUGGAGGAUAAGCUUACUCGUUCAGUUAGCUGCUUUGGGUGUUGUUUUGGGCAACAAGAAGAUGGACGUGAGAAGUGGUGGUUGCAUGGUGGGUUGUCACGCAGUAUAAAAAGGGCAAAAGAAUAUUCUGGAUCUGUUAUUGUUGAGGCUGGGAAUUAUUGCUGUGGAGGAAAGACAUGGAAAACUGUGGUUCACAGGUUAAGAAAUAAGAAUAAUAGCAAGAGCCAAAAAAGAGGCGAGCGAUUUCAAUAUGAUCUGCCCAGUUAUGAGCUUAAUUUCGAUGCUGGGUCCAGAGAGGAAACGGGUUUGCCCUAA
Cryptomeria japonica (Japanese cedar) is the source of this 375-nucleotide messenger RNA. RefSeq lists its product as uncharacterized. NCBI's taxonomy places the organism in Eukaryota, Viridiplantae, Streptophyta, Pinopsida, Cupressales, Cupressaceae. The record is from RefSeq and is a predicted model, not a curated record. The coding region runs from base 1 to 375 and encodes 124 amino acids. The transcript has a single exon.